Messenger RNA from Cicer arietinum (chickpea), 766 nucleotides. RefSeq lists its product as uncharacterized. Gene Ontology annotation, biological process: iron-sulfur cluster assembly. NCBI's taxonomy places the organism in Eukaryota, Viridiplantae, Streptophyta, Magnoliopsida, Fabales, Fabaceae. The record is from RefSeq and is a predicted model, not a curated record.
AUGUUCACAUUCACAUUACCAUACAUCUUCAUUGUGCAAAGCUAACCCUCUACUUGCUACUCCUCCUCCAAGCUAUAUCACAAUCCAUUUCUAUAUAUUUACUUUCUUAGGAAAGAGAGAGAGCUUGCGCGCGUGACGAUUAGUAUGGCGGCGACAUUAACAUCCUCACCUUCUGCAGCAGAAAUUCUGUCCCUCUUCCGUUCCUUCAUACGAAUAGCUCGCCAAUUCCCAGAUUACAACAUCAGGGAAUACACUAAACGACGCGCCGUCGACGCGUUUCGUCAAAACGCAACACUUUCAAACCCUUCUUCCAUUUCCGAUGCUUUCUCUUACGGAAAGUCACAGCUUGAAGUCGCUAAACGACAAGCCGUUGUUUACUCUCUUUACGUUCCUCCUCUUCCCAGCAUCAUGGACCUUCCAAAUAAACCCUUUUAAUCAGGUUAUGUUGUGUUGAGAUAGGAUGAUCAAAAAUAUGUGUUUCCUUACUUUGCAUUCAUCUAUUAUGGAACAGACUGCAAAGUGAAAAUCUUGAAGUCACAGCUUUCUCUGGGAAAGAAAUGACUGUUCUUUAGUAACCAACACUGUAUUUUUGGAGAACUAGUUUAUGUAUGUGUAUUUAAAGUGGGAUUGCAUUCCCUAAUAAUGAAUUGAAAACCAAUUUUAUGUUGUUAGAAUUAGAAUAAUUUUAGCCGACUUUCUGUAAAUCAACUACUUGAUUUGAUUUUUGAUACAAUGAUAAUGAUGAGGUUCUCCUUAGCCAUAAUAA